Molecule: messenger RNA, 669 nt
Organism: Zootoca vivipara (common lizard)
Lineage: Eukaryota; Metazoa; Chordata; Lepidosauria; Squamata; Lacertidae
Gene: ADIG
Product: adipogenin
Biological process (GO): fat cell differentiation
Source: RefSeq, a predicted model, not a curated record
AUGAAGUACCCUCUGGUCCCUUUAAUUAAUGACCUAACAUUUCCUGUCCUUUUCUUUUGGUUUUGUUUGCCUUUUGCCAUAUUAUUGAUCCUUUUCAUUUUCUGGCUUCAACAUCUACUUAAUGAUGCCCAAGUUUCCAUCACUAAAGAGAUAAAGAUGCCACCCUCUGAUAAUUCUGAUGGGAAUGCUGACCUCGGAUCAGAAAAUGAGUUUAGAGAAAAUAACAGCCAGGGCGAGAUACACAGAAGAGCCUCAACAAGUGACAUUAGGACAACUCUACCUGUGAAAAAACUGAGACCCAAGCCUGCCUAUCUGAGUUCAAAAGAGGCUGUCCAGAUAAAAGGCCUUUCUGCCUUUAUUUCAGACAGAUUGGACCAGAAUGUAAAACAGUAUUGCUUGGACAAAAAUUCAUUGUAUAACACAGUAAUGCUGAUCUGCACUCUGCUGGUCUCUCUCCUCUUCAACCUUCUCUGCCAGUUGCUCGAGGUCUCAAAUGUUCUACGAAUCCAGCUGCUGCCUUCAUCUCUGGCUGUCCGUGUGAAUCAGCUCUUUGCCUGGGUGACCCAAAAGCCUGCAAAAAUCAUGAUUUCCUUGAAACAAGAAAUUUCUGCUCGAUCAGCUUCUCUCUUGGGGAAGAGAGAGAAAAGAACUUUUGGGGCUAAAGCGUAA